Molecule: messenger RNA, 906 nt
Organism: Cricetulus griseus (Chinese hamster)
Lineage: Eukaryota; Metazoa; Chordata; Mammalia; Rodentia; Cricetidae
Source: RefSeq, a predicted model, not a curated record
AUGGCAGGACUGUGGACCCCAGGGGCCACGACCCCCGCGGUGACUCCAGCAGACAGCACAGCUGACUCUGAGAAAAACACUGAAUUCCAGGAGAAUGAAAAGAUCCUUUCUCAAGAUUUGCUCUCACCUGACCAGAUCACUGACCUGCUGAGCGAAGCUGACAUGGAUGGAAUUCAAGAAAAAAUGAAAGUGUUUCUGAAUUUUAAAAAUCUCCGGACUUGCUUAAGAGAUGCCAUUCUCUUAGACUACUAUGUGUCCGGGUUCUUUUGGGCCAAAACCAUGGACUUUUCCAUCAACCAACAUUCAAAAUUCAUGACUUUGCUGGACUUGUUACUGCAUAAUCUUCAAACACUCCAUAUGUCCUUAGGGGACAGCAUCAAGUGGCUCGGGGAAGUGAUGGCAGAAAUUGGACCUAACCAUUCACAGAAGAACCAGGAGUUGCAUGUCUUCGACGUCAAAGAAGCCAACGCCAUCAUCGAUUACUUAAAAACCAGCUUAUUCCAGCACUACAGGCUCUACGAGUUUAUGUUCUACUCGACCAGGGAAGAAAUUGUCAUCGGAACUGAGCAAACCGUAGAAGUGUGCAAGUCUGCAGACCACCCUUUCCCAGCCCCACUGGAGGAAGGAAUCUCUUUGGACAUCUAUUCAGCUUUCAUAGAUCGGUUGCCAACCCCAGAGAGCGAAGGGAAGGUGCUGGAUCAAGAGCAAAGCCCGCAGGAUCUCCAGCCAGAGAGUGAAGCGGCAGAGGCGGAUUCUUUAGCUGGCUUCACCAUCGAUGAUGUCAAAUCAGCACUGGCUCGAGUGACAGAUGAGGUUUUAUUGAACAUUCAGAAGGAGAUAAACGAAAAGCUGCAAGCACAGGAAGAGGCCUUUAAUACACGAAUAGAGAAAUUGAAAAAGGCCUGA